CAAAAACGAAAAUAAGAUGAAUGACAUGAUCGAGAUCCUCAACCAUCUUCAGAACUAUGUGCCAAACGCAAGAUCUGCAGAGGAAAUAGGCAAUGUGGAUUUGAGGGAUGAUACUAGUGCUGGAAUGCGCCAAAUUCCUGUUGGUGGUGACCAAUUGACGUGUGAAAGAAUCAGAGGAGCUCACAUGGCACGUUGAGAUGGGGAUACACCUGAAGAAAGAUUAGAAGGCUUAUUUUGCAUGGUUGAGGACUUUCAUGAGAAAAUGAAUUUCUUACAGUUGAUUAUGGACAAAUACUUUAAGUCUGAAAGCUGCAGAGAUGCUGCCACACUUUAUCAACUGAAGAACCUUCUGAAUCGCAGGAAUGUCUCCAAAAAUGUUUCCUCGAACUAUCAUGCUGCUAGUGACUUUGUUGAUUUAGUAACAGAAUGUCAUGUAAUUGCUGCAUGUUUAGAGUACUGUGGGAUGGAGAGUAUUGAGAUUCAAUGCAAGAAAAUACCAGUUGCACUACAUAUUGCAGACUCAAACAUGAAAAGAAGAUUAUUACGCCAGUUGGUAGGCGAAGUUGUUGAUACAUAUUUCCUGAAUGCCAUUACGAUCAAUGUUGACAGAAUUGAAGACCCAGCAUCAACGAUGGAUGAAGCCCCUAUUGCACAAGAUGACGCUGUUCAUAAUUAUGCGACCAAUUUUACAAAAAUGGGACUUCUGCGAAAGGUUUCCGUUCAUGCAACCAGAUAUGGAGAUGGCAAUAGAAUGUUGCGCCACUGGAAAUAUGCCAUGUUGCUCUACCACCAGGGACACAAAGUUAAAUACCGCCUUGAGAGUUAUCUAUUGCUUGCUGGGGUGAAUGCCUUACUAACUCCUAGACAAAGACAACAAGUUAUCAGCAACAGAUUUGUCAAUCUACAUGGUGGGGAAGGCCACAACCUUGAAGGUGAUUAUGUGAUGGAACUUUUAAAUCGCUAUGCUAAAUCUCGAAUAAAGCUACUAGGACCAAAUCACACAGAGUCCUGCGUGGAGCGUAUAGGCAAAACAAUGAUGUUCUGUCAUGAUAUACAAGAUAAACUGGAAAAGCAAAUUAAUGUUGCACCACUAUCCAGGGAACAUACCCCUCAAAGUUUACAACGUGAUAGAAAUACCAUCAUUCAGCAGUUGAUCAACUCACGUGUUUUUCAAGUCAUUCCCGGCAGAUCACAUGAAACGUUCACAAUGGAAAAUGUUGACAUCCUGAGCAAUGUAAAUGUACACGAAUUGCAUAAAUGGAUAACCGAAAAGAAGAGGGAGUAUUCAUUUGGAAAAUAUGCUUUCUAAUGUAAGAAAAAUGUGAUCAAAAGCAUGCUCAUGUAUUAUAGUUACUGUAUUGAAAAAUUAUGCAGACAAUAGAUAUGUCUUUCAUAUGUGUGAUUCAUAAUAAGAAAUAUUGAUACCUGUUUAGAUUUUAGCAUGACAAGAAAAAAAAAAAAACCCAGAAUUAUUGUUUUCUUGUUGUAAUUGAGUAAACUUUUUCUUAUGAGAAAUAAAUUCAAUGUAAUAAUUAAAUUGAAGGUUUAUUUUAAUAGAAAUACCUGUAUGUUGUAGUUUCUGACACUAAAUAACUGGUAGACACUUUGCUGUUCCAUAUAAAAAAUAGUU
Molecule: messenger RNA, 1630 nt
Organism: Saccostrea cuccullata (small rock oyster)
Lineage: Eukaryota; Metazoa; Mollusca; Bivalvia; Ostreida; Ostreidae
Exons: 3
Coding region: 239-1309 (356 amino acids)
Source: RefSeq, a predicted model, not a curated record